UACAACCUAAGACCAAGCACGACAUCAUUCUCAUUUAGCCGUCUCUUAAAUCUGUUCCUUUUUCUCUUUUCACAUUUCAACUAUUUAACCACCUAACUCUACUUAGACCUCUUCAUUUUUUUUGUUUUGUUCUAAAGACUGCAGAGUGUAGCAGCCACAUCCCAGGAUCAUUAUGAGUUGUGGCUGCUUUGGAGCCUCAACUCUCAAGAAGAAAAGGAGUCCGAGUCCUUCUGAUACUCCAAAUGAAAUUGAUGGCUAUCCACUUGAUAAUAUAAUGCAUUUCUCUGAUAAAGAACUGAGAUUGGCCACUGAUGAUUAUCAUCCAAGCAAAAAGAUAGGGCGAGGAGGUUUUGGAACUGUUUACCAGGGAACCUUAAAAGAUGGAAGACAGGUAGCAGUGAAGACCCUUUCAGUUGGGUCAAGGCAGGGAGUUCGUGAGUUUUUAACUGAAAUUAAAACUAUAUACAAUGUUAAGCAUCCAAACCUUGUUGAAUUGAUUGGUUGCUGCGUUCAAGGACUUAAUCGUGUAUUAGUUUACGAGUAUGUGGAAAAUAACAGCCUUGAUCGUGCUUUACUUGGCACAAGAAAUACAAACAUUAAACUAGACUGGAGAAAAAGAUCUGCUAUUUGCACGGGUACCGCUCGGGGUCUUGCAUUUCUUCACGAGGAACUUGUGCCACAUAUUGUGCACAGGGACAUCAAGGCCAGUAACAUACUACUUGACAGAGACUUUAAUCCAAAAAUAGGAGAUUUUGGGUUGGCUAAAUUAUUUCCAGAUGACAUCACUCACAUUAGCACAAGAAUCGCUGGAACAACUGGUUACUUAGCACCAGAAUAUGCAAUGGGUGGCCAGUUAACCAUGAAGGCUGAUGUAUACAGUUUUGGGGUUCUUAUACUUGAAAUAAUUAGCAGCAAAAGCAGUUCAAGGGCAAACUGGGGAGGGUCAAACAAAUUUCUCUUGGAAUGGGCCUGGCAACUUCAUGAAGAGGGGAAACUGUUGGAGCUUGUGGAUCCAAACAUGGGUGAAUUUCCCGAGGAGGAGGUAAUUAGGUACAUGAAGGUAGCUUUUUUCUGCACACAGGCAGCAGGAAGCAGAAGGCCACUGAUGUCCCAAGUUGUUGACAUGCUCUCCAAGAAAAUAAGGCUCAAUGAAAAGCAACUUACAGCACCAGGGUUCUUCCAGGACUCAGGAGAAUCCUCUCUAAAGAAAUCAUCCUUUGAGUCCACUAGUUAUCAAUUUAGCUCUACCCCUGUCAGUAUUACUCAGGUUACCCCACGGUGAAGCCUAAAUUAAACUACUCCUUGUGUGAAUUGCAGAGUUGAAAUAUAGAAGAAAAGAAAAAUAAAAAAAGAUCAAAGAGAGAUUAUAGUUUUCUUUUACUUUUUCCUUUUAUUUAUAUUUUUUUUAAGGAUGCAAUAGAAUGUAGCAUGAAAUUGAAGCGACUUCGUG
Messenger RNA from Gastrolobium bilobum, 1450 nucleotides. RefSeq names its product cold-responsive protein kinase 1-like. The record is from RefSeq and is a predicted model, not a curated record. The transcript has 7 exons. Bases 173 to 1282 code for a protein of 369 amino acids. Gene Ontology annotation, molecular function: ATP binding; protein kinase activity. NCBI's taxonomy places the organism in Eukaryota, Viridiplantae, Streptophyta, Magnoliopsida, Fabales, Fabaceae. Gene Ontology annotation, biological process: protein phosphorylation.